ACCGCCAUCUUGAAACCUCGCGCCCCCUCCACCAUACCUACGUCACUUCCUAUCCCUUCGGACCGACGGUCUCUUAGCGCCUCCCCUUCGUGGAACCAUAGAGAGUACCAAAAAACUCCCUGACCAGAGUCUUUUCCUCUCCAAUACAAUACCGAAUUGGUUGGCUGUGGGCUAAGAGCCCGCCUCCCUCACGGAUUACGAAGGACUCCACGUAGAAUGACGGUUCCCAGGUCCAAUAGAAAUCAGUACUAGGAAGCAAAGCGGAUAUCUGAUUGGCUGGCGCGAGGCCUCUGGCCCCCCCCCGAUGCGUCUUGACCUAAUUUCCGGGAGCGCUGUUUAUUGCGCAACCUGAGAGCCCGUACGUUAAAGACAGGAUUGUGUUUUGUAGUGUUUCUGCAUCCUGAUAAUUGUGCAUGGUUUUGGGUUCUCAUUACGAACCUGGCAGUAUGGGCCUGCCUUUGGGAAGUGUUAACUUGUCACUGUUUCGUGCGAUUUGCUAUGGUCAUGUGGGUGCCCAGUCCAUCUAUGGGUUCAGUAAUGGUUUAUAGACGCAGUGUUUGUAGGUGUGAACAAAUCAGUGCCCAUAUUCGGGUCCCAGAUUGCUAAUCUACAGUAUUAUUUUUUUAAGAGGCGAUGAGGGGAUACAUGUGCAGUCACUUUUAAAUUUACAAAUGACAAGGUUGAUAUAUAUCAAUUACUUUCCCAACUGGUUUUUUCACCAGCCCGAAGCCCUCUAUGAUGUCACUGUUCGUUUUGGAUUAUUCAAUUAUCUCUAGUCUUUGUCAUUUCCUUUCCUCUAACAUUCCUUGAAACUCGUCCCCUCUUUUUUCUUCUUAAAGAUUGUGUCAUGAAAGCACCAGUUCCUGACUUUGAAUUUGGAAGAUCACCACUACCUACCUUUUCAGAUAUUUAGUGCUACAACUUCUUUAUUGGAGAAAUGUCUUCAAAGCCACAGGAGGAUAGAGAGAGGCUGGCUCAAGCUGCCAAAAUGUUCUUCUUUCACAUACAAGAUAUUUCUUCCUUCACAAACACACUUAUCGAAUUGUUUAACCGAAAUAUGAAUACUCAGAUCCUCUUGACAGCCGUGAAGGAAGAUGUUAACAUUAAGGAUUUCUUUGAACAAAUGCUCAAAAUUGUUACGGAGAUGCAAUCUGUAGUGGAUACGAUGAACAAAAACAUGCAAGAUGAGCCUUUACAUUGUAAGAUUGCAACAGCUGUGAGCUCUGUGGUCGAGCAGAGUACCAACGUAAAGGAGUUGCAUCAGGCAGCCAAAAAAGUGUUCAAAAAUGCCCAUAUACCACUCAUUGUCUCUGUUCUGAGUCGUGGCAACGUCCUUGGGAUUUUGAUAUCUUCUAUUACACUCUUGAUGAAAUUUCCCAUCAUGAAUCUUCGAUUGAGUGACUUCUAUAGGAAAGACACCAAAGAGCAAUCAGAUACCACCACAUCUGGGGAAAGCAUGAGUUCAGGUCCUCCUGAAACCAACACAACAGAUACGUUGAAAAAAUUGCAGGAGGCGCUAAAAGAUGAGAAUGCCAAGAAUCCCAUAGAAUCAGCUGCAAAUCAGUUGGAGGAAAUUGUCAAGACUACGGGGCCAGUCUUAGAGAUCCUCCAAAAAGCCACCAAGUCUAUGGAGACCAAUCUUCCCCUGUUUAAGAAAGUUAGUGAUAAGUAGGGGCACAAGAGAAAUAUUCAUUUAUGUCAGAAAACCAGUCCACAUUUUAUGCUUUUUCAAAGUACUUGCUGAGAACCUUUGAUGACAGACUUGUGGGUCUGUUGGAACGUAAGUACAUAGAGUAGUCACCUGGCAGACCAUUUGCCUCUAGUGGUGCUUUAUUAAAAUAAAGAACAAAUCGAAGCCUGCUUGAAAUAAGUUACUAAAGAGACUGUAUUAUUGCUCAAAAAAUCAAGGCAGUAGCACAUUUGAAAAUCUUUCUAAACAUUAUAUUUCAUCUCAGAGUAUAACUAGAAUACCGUUUAACUUACCUUCACUCUUACUAAUUCUAUUUCUAGUUACUACAUUUGGACAUCUAAGUAAAUGUGAGCUUUAUUAUCAGACAAUGUCAGAGAAGACUGUUCAGGCUUAGGAAAGGAAAUAAAACAGCCUUUUGCAUCUUUGUCACUAAUACACCAAUUUCUGUGUAUGUCAGUGCCUUGCUCAUCAUAAAAAAAAAAAUAAAUAAGCCAUCACUAAAUAUUUUUUUAGGUGAUCAGUUCAGAAGUACAUAAGAACAGUGAAUGAGCAGUAAUAGAAAAUUUGCUUGUUUAUGUGAUUGGGAUCAGAGUGUGUAAUUUAUUCUUAUUUGUCUCCUACCAAGGUCUUAUGAUCAGAAGGUAUUAGAUGCUGAAAAUGGAGGCACUCUAGCCUUUCACAGAGAAAAGGCUGUAACACUUGCAAAAGUAGGAUAUUUGAGAUGUGCUUAAAUUGGCCAAAAACCUAGGAAUGUCCACCUGCCUACGAUAAAGUCUUCGGCCCUCAUGCAUGAUAAAUGAGUAUGUAUUCUUAAGACUUCCCUUGAAGUUACUAUUCCACACGAUACCUAAUAGGAACUUUGUUGAGAAUAGGAAAGAAAAUGAUUAACUCUGGUUCUUUAUUGGAAUUUCCUUCUGAUAAUACCAAAGAAUUUUUUCUCAUUUAAAAAGAAAACAUAUUUUCCUAUACGCUGUGCCAAACAGAACAAAAAAGUCUGAAGCAUGAGAGAGAAACUAAAAGGGGAAGAAGUGAAGUGUGGUUGUUUGAUGGAGAGGAAGGAAUGAGGCACUUAUGUACUCUUUAGCCUGCUGUGCAGUCACUUUGACAUUUCACUUAGGUUGCCAGCCUCAGUCCAGAGCAUAACUCCAAAGCCAAGGUUACCUUUAUACAGGCAGUACCUGGAUUACGAACAUCAUACUUAGGGACAACUUGUACUUGAGAAUGGACUGCCAUAAAGCCUAUUAUAUUAAAAAUUAAAUAUAGUGGUUUGUAAUAACGAACGCAUGCACUGCUUUGUGACACUCAUGAAAACAUUGCAUGGUUUGGAAGUGUUUCUUAAGUGUUUUAUAUGCAUAGAAAGGUAAAAUAUAUACUAUAUACUAAAACAGACUGACACUACUUAAGAACUGUAUGUACCUGCUCAACUUAACUAUAAAUUCAACUUAAAGACAGACUUAGGAACAGAUGUCAUUUAUAACCCAGGGACUGCCUGUAAUUACCAUUGUAAUUUUCAAUAAGGAACUGUUCUUCUCUCUCCUACCCCCCCCCCAAAACAGUAAGAACUUCAGCAUGUCCUGUGGAAAGGGACAGGUGGAUUUUGAACACAAACAGCACUUAGAUGGCCUGGAAAAAGGAUGAGUUUCAAUACAUUAACUCUGUAUUUUCCUUUAGCACUAAAGCUGAAAUCUUGCUCAUUUGCAAUAGGGAUCCAUUAACUGUCUUAUUUUGUGAAAUAUGUUGAGCUGAUUGCUACAUGCCCCUAAAGAAAAUAUAAGUGAGAGGAAGGAAGUGGGGUCUCACUUUACUUUUGCUGAACCUGUAUGUGUCCAGAGUCUCACCCUCCUUCUCUUGACUUUAGGGUUAUUUCCCAGGAUGUUGCAAGUGCUAGGGGUGGGAGAUUCAUAUGAAAAUGAAUAGGCAAGGACUAAAAGAGUCUUAGGGUAGAGCCUUUCUGUGAAAUGGCUGGAAAAAUGACUGGUGACAGUUUAAGGAAAGUUAAGCAGAUGCCAGUGGGAAUGGCAGCUAGCGUAGGGGUAUUAGAGAUGGUUGGUGCCCAUUUCAAUAAAUAUGGCGGUCGUCAGAUGCUGGUAGGCUCCUCCUGUGCGGCUGGCCAUCAUUCACAGUGCCUCUCAUAGACAUUUUCCUACUAUUGGGUGCCAUCAAUCUGCUUGCUCUGAUGACUUUUCUUAUGCUGCUGCUUCUCAGCUUAUGGAAAUACAGGGGGAAAGCUGCACUCUUCUCAAACUUAUCAUUUUCGUUUAAUGUUUAUCUCAAAUACUUUGGUCCUGGGUUCUUAUUUUCUGUAAAAACCCUUCAAUUUUUGAAGUACAAACUGGGAACAGUAUGGCCUAAUUGUCUGAAUGAUGUGGAAAUGGUAAGGGAGAAAGAAACUACCAUAAAACAAGCAAAAAACACAAGUCAUUUAGUAAAGAAAGAUUCUUCACUUCUUAUCUGUCACAAAUGUGUGAUACAUCUUGAUAUCUGUGAAAGCACCUAACUCAAUAAAUGUUGAAUUUUAUCAAAUCAAGAACUAACCUAUUCAAUAUAAGUCAAUUUGUUUCAGAUCAUUAGGCAAUUCAGGCCAAGAAUCCUGAUUCACCGAGUAAAUCAAACUGUGCAGAAGUUUUCUUUUGCUGGCUUGAUUUUUUUUAAAGAGUAAAUGGGGAAUGUUAGGACAAUGAGAGGCAUAUUAGAGAUAACACUGUGUUAUAAAAUACAAAUAAAAUAUUAAAUGGGAGCCAGGAUAUUUUUGUACAGAUAAAGAGAAGAGAUGCACGUAUUACUUUGAUAAAAUCACUAAGAAUAGAUAAAAUUACUAUAGGAGAUAAAUACUGUACAAUCUCAUAAUAUAUUUUAACCAUCUGUAAAUUUAUACAAAAUUGAGGUUCACUUCAUCUCCAGAAGAUAUCCCAGGCUAUUGGAGGAGCAGAGAUUACAGUGAGCUCUCUGAAACUGUUCUCCUGAAGUUUCAUGAUGAGCAUUGAACUUAGACUUUGAAUCAAUUUACAUCAAUGGUCCACUUUACAACUUCUUGCUCAAACACUUUGGACUAUAGGAAGAGACUGAAGAAAUGCAAGUCGUAUAUAUUCAUCCUUAAUCAAACCCAUAAAUCUACAUAAUUUCAAAAGAAUCAUUCCUGUCUCCAGAGAUCUGUUCU
This is a messenger RNA of Loxodonta africana (African savanna elephant), 4847 nucleotides long. RefSeq names its product chromosome 4 C12orf60 homolog (gene C4H12orf60). The transcript is spliced from 3 exons. The record is from RefSeq and is a predicted model, not a curated record. Bases 938 to 1672 code for a protein of 244 amino acids. Lineage: Eukaryota; Metazoa; Chordata; Mammalia; Proboscidea; Elephantidae.